Messenger RNA from Penicillium cosmopolitanum, 2682 nucleotides. Its product is annotated as Ataxin-10 homo-association domain-containing protein. NCBI's taxonomy places the organism in Eukaryota, Fungi, Ascomycota, Eurotiomycetes, Eurotiales, Aspergillaceae. The coding region runs from base 1 to 2682 and encodes 893 amino acids. The record is from RefSeq and is a predicted model, not a curated record. Gene Ontology annotation, cellular component: cytosol. The transcript has 2 exons.
AUGAUCGACGAGAAACGCCUCGAGCAUAUGCUCGCGGCCGGCAAGCAGAUCUUGUACAAGACGCACCAGGAAAGUGAAGUUCGACACAAUCUGGGUAUGUCACCGGACAUUUGGCAAGGCCUGACGGACGUCCUCACAAAAGCGAUUCCGGUCCUCGAAUCGCAAUCCUUUGCAUGGAAGAGUCCGGCAGCAUCUUACGAGCAUUCUUCUUCGAACCUGAUCGCAUUCAACUACUUCUCACUGGUCAAGGAUAUCGAACGUUUAAACGAUUUGUGUACCAUCGCCCGCAACUUGCUGGCGACAACAAAAAAGGCUCAGAACCUGGCCGCCGAGAAAGGAUUCGACCAGCGGAUUCUCGCAUUGAUUGAUACCUGCGUACGAGUUACAGCGCGUGGCUUUGAUGGGGAGACAAAUGCGCGUAACGAGGAACGCUGGCAGAAGGUAGUCAACCUCUACAAGCGCCUGUUGAUCACGUGUCUACAAUACCUUCACAAUUUCAUCAUGCAUAAUGAACAGCGCAAGAUGGUUCUCUGGUUAGACCUGUUCGGUUACCAUUCUACCGCAGAUACAAACAUCAUCAAACCUAAGGAGGCAUUGGACCCUGCUGCACGCAUCGAGGGCGUCGCACCUAUUGUCCGGGUUGGUGAGCGUGUUAUCAACCCUCCCAUCCGAGCACUCUACGACCAGACCGCCGAAGAUCUUCUGCUGGAGACGAUUGCGAAGUUCCCGCGGGAGCCUUCUACCAUCAAAGAAGAGGCUGCAAUGUUACUCUUGGCCAACAUCAAGGACCAUAUGGAAAAGAUUUUGGGUCGGGACUUGACUGACAUCCAAGAGAUGGGCAGGGACCCCGAACAGGUCAAAUACAUCCGUGCUGCAUUGACCUCAAUCUUGGGAGCCAAGGUUGAUGGAUGGUCUGAUCUUCAAGACCGGGCCCGUGAAUUGCCACCUGCCCUGCCUGAAGAAGAGGAACAUGAAACAACCAAGAAGAAGACCAUUCUCACAAUUGACCGUAGCAUGACGGCCGGAUUUCCGCGUCUGUGCUGGACUGAUUUACCUGAAGUAAAUGAUUACUCUGUGGAUUCUCCGGUCAGCGACGAGGACACAAGCAUGCCUAGAUCCUCCCAAUCCGCGGCUGAAACUCUACAAGAGGCUAAGGACGAAUUAAUGGCUCGACUUCAAGAAUCCUCUCAACUGGGUGACGUUGAUGGUGAAUAUGACGCUGGCGAUGUUGGGACGGUCGGAGAAGAUGACUCGCAUAGUUUGGAGGGCCAUGCAGACGGAAGCAUUGAAGGCGAUGAAGAAGAUGAUGGCGACGAUGUGGACGGAGGGGAUGACACUGGAGAAGUUGACGACGAGGAAGACGAUGACGACUACCGUGGCCGCCCGGGCGACCAGCAGCGCGGUCUAUUGACCGAUAUUCCUCUUGUUCUAGGCCCUGCAGAAAUCGAGGCUUUGCCGAUGAUCGUUCAAGCUGGAAUUGUUGACAGCUUCGGCCUCAAAGGCGGAGAGCGCAAUGGCUCGCGGAAUAUGCAAGCUCUUCGAUGCCACAUUUUGCUCACACAAGAAACUGGUCGCAAUCUACUGCGCGAACUUCUCAUCUUCAUUGCGGCCUGGGACCUUCCUGACGAUGAACUCUAUUUCAAGAUGAUGGUCCAGAUUAUGGAAGCUGUGCUCCGCAAUGGACUCAUGUCACACGCAUACUCUGAUUUCGGCCAGCCGAAGGAUAUCAUCUCCCCGGCCCAGGCAGUGGUUAUCAAGAUUCUCACUCACAUUUUCCGGGCCAAAUACUCGCCAGCAUCAGUGACUGGCUCGUCUCAAAACAGCAUCCCGCGCACACCAUCCCCGCUCAGCCGUGUCGACAUUCUGACUGUUCGAUACAUAUUCACCAUUUUCCGCGGUAACAUUAUCCCGGAAACCUGCGCUCUGAUCUACUUGCAAGGUCAAAUUCGCGCCGAACGUGCGUUGCCGGAGGAUUUCCCACUCAACUUGUGGGACAUGGAGCGCGUCUACGAGGGCGUGUACCAAUUCCUCGAGUUCUUCGCCGUACUGACCGAGAACAAUGAUUGGAAGAAUCUCCUUGUGAAGUGGGAGAUUGUGUACGACCUUGUCACUCUGAUCAAGGAACUGGAGGCCAGCAUUCCGAAGGGCCAACUCAACAAUAUGUCAUUCGGCGGCGUACCACCACCUCCACCGCCUCGCAGCUCCUCUCCUGACAGUCAAUCGGCCACGCCAGCACCGGUAGCCGUUGAGCGCCCUUACGAUCCAACUGAUCCCGACCCCAUCGAUAACGCCGGUAGCGUUGACUCCCGACCCGAGUCCCCGCCCAUCACCGAAGAUCCCUCCGAAUUUGAGUGGCGCAAUCUUAAGAAGCUCGUUGUGCUUGUGCUUUCUUCACUUGUCUGGAAGUGCCCGGAAGUCCAAGAACAGAUUCGUCGCUACGGCGGUGUUGAGGCCAUUUUGUGCUGCACCGCCUUCGAUGCGCACAACCCAUACAUCAAGGAGCAUGCAGUUAUGUGUCUCAAGUUUUUGCUUGAGGGCAAUCGCGAAAACCAGCGACUUGUUGAAGAGCUCGAAGCCCGAGAGGUUGUCAAGGAUGAGGGCGGCGUGCUGGAGCGAAGUGGCUAUGAUGCCAUGAUAAAUGAAGCUGGAAAGCUGUCCAUUAAGCCUAAGGAUGGGAAUUAG